Effrenium voratum is the source of this 798-nucleotide messenger RNA. The record is from the annotation of a GenBank genome assembly. NCBI's taxonomy places the organism in Eukaryota, Dinophyceae, Suessiales, Symbiodiniaceae.
AUGCUCCGGGCAGGAGUCAAAUUAUCCUGCCGAGGCUCUGCACAAUCGUGCUUCACACCCUUUCUGGUGGACAGUGUCUCCUUCGGCUCCCUUUUGAUAAUCAGGAGCUUUAGCUGGGCUGCUUCAGUGCUGAUGCUUGACUUCGUUGAACUCGGCCUCCCGGCGUCCUUGCAAAGCCUAGUUCGGGUUGCGCUCGCUUUGUCUGUUUUUGGUUUUCUCAGGACGGACGCCUCAACGCUUGUCUUGGACUUCGCCUUUCUCGGUUUCCCCCUCUCCUUGAAAAGUUCCUGCAGGCCAGACCUUUCAGUUCUGCUUCCUGGUAGAAGUUGCGCAGGCGAGUUCAUGCCUUUACCUCAGCAUCUUACAGUGGGCUCCUCGUUCCCCAUGAGGCAGCUUGCCUGCACCGGCUUUGCGGUUUCAAUCUUGGCACGGUCGAGCUUUGGCCUUUCGCCUUUGGCUCUUGACCAUACCCGCACCGAUGUUUCAGCUGUACUGCGGAGCUUUAUGUGCUUGGACUUUCUCCUGCCUUCGUUGGACACUGUCAACACGGGCUUGUUGCCUGCUAUGCGUGGCCCUCAUUGUGCUGAACUCCUGCUGUUUGUGUUAGGCAGGGCUCGCCCAGACUUGUCGCCCGCAGCUGCUGACUUUGCUCAGCUCGGGCCAAGCACUUCAUCGAGAGCAUUUGCAAGGAUUUCAUCCGGGAUUCCAGUUAUAGGCACCUUCCGCUUGGCACCUUUCAUGCUGCCGGCUGACAGUAUCACCAUGGGCAGCCCGUCGCCUACCAGAUGUUAUGGAUGA